GGCCACGCCUCUGGCUGCCCUACGCCCCUUGGCUACCAGCGUCGGCGCCGUCGCGAACGCAGACACACUCCUUUGCCCGGCGGGCCCCAGCACGCAGUCAAAAAGGCAGCCCCGCCCUCGCGUGCGGACCUGGUCCCACGGGAGCCAGCUAGCGCCGCCGUCGGACACGGGCUGCCCCGCGGGCCAUCUGGUGCCAUCGUGCGGACAGGGGCUGCCCAGUGCGCACGGGAGCCCUAGCGCAUACGACAGCCAUGCGCCGCGCCCUCGCCAUUCUAGCGCUCGCCCGGGCCUACGAGGUCUACGAAAACGAGUACGCGAACGACGUCCUGCCCGGCGGCCGCGGCGACGACGACCUGCCGAACCUGCCCUACGCCGUGGACGCGAACCGCUACAGCGACGGCGUCUCGUCCGUGUCGCCCUUGACCGACACGGCGCCGGCGUUCCCCCUGCACCGCGGCGCCGUCAGCGACGCGCCCGCGGGCCGGCGGCGCCUCGCGCUGGCCAAGGUCCAGUCCGAGAUCGAGCAGGGCGUCGCGGCGGCCGGAGACGGCGAAUACGUGCGCGAGAGACGAGUGGCCGAGACGCUCGAGCGCCUCGCCGCGAACCCCGGUGCCGCGCCGGCCACGAGCUUCUGGGUGAAUGCGUCCCUGCGGUGGAACCCGUCGGGCUUCGCGAUCCAGUCGAACGAGACGUAUAGGAUCGAGGUCCGGGGCCACCAGCGGUGGGUCGACGGCUUCGUCAAGAUCGACGCGGACGGCUACACGGCCUCGUACGACGCCGUCUCGAAGUGCUGGGUCGCGGCCGGAAGGUGUCGAGCCUACCUAGGCGCGAAGCGCAGACUGCUCGACGCGAACUGGUUCGAAUUGGUGUGCGGCGUGGGCGAGUACGUCUGGCGCCUGCAGGAGCAGAGUGACGGGCAGGGCAACGACACGGCCGCCUACAUGCCCCUGCGCGAGGCAGAAGUGACGGCGUCGCUGUUCCGAGUCGGCUCCCAUCUAGACUUUACCGCAACGCAUGACGGCGAGCUCGUUUGUUUUGCCAACGACGCUGAUUGGCUUUACUGGAAUAAUGAGGGCCAGCUCCGCGUCGACGUGACUCGGACGAGUUGGCCGCCCGUUGCCGCGUCCGACCUGCACGCCGCCGUGCUCUACCGCGGUGGCGUCUGGGAGGAAGAGGCAUCGCCGCCGACGCAGGAACCGACGACUGCCGCGCCGUCGACCGCGAGUCCUACCCCGAAUAUAUCCGCGCCGUAA
Messenger RNA from Pelagomonas calceolata, 1253 nucleotides. Lineage: Eukaryota; Pelagophyceae; Pelagomonadales; Pelagomonadaceae. The record is from the annotation of a GenBank genome assembly.